ACUUAGGUUCCUUUGGGGUGUUAUCUGAGUUCAUCGGGGAGGUUUAACUUCAGAUCCUGCCCUCCGCGACCCAGCGCAGCACUACAACAAGGCAUAGCGUUACACCGCCGAAGUGUGUAUAUGACUAAUGAUUCACGAUAGACAUGUAUUUAUCAUGAUAGGAGAAAGAGGGGGUCUCUUAGAUGGAGCUAUGGUAUGGUCGAUGUGGAAGGGAUACUUAAUUAAUAUUGGGAGUGCCAGGGAUGGUUGGGUGUUAGCCAAGGAAAGAUACAGAGAAGGGUGGAUGGGAUGUAUAUACUAUUACUAUUUAUUUAUUGUUGAUCUUUUUCUUCUUUUGUGAGGGCAGAGGAGUUGGUCCACACAUAGACAAAGAUGGGCUAUGGAGUAUUCAACUUGUCUAUUCU
This is a messenger RNA of Aspergillus brunneoviolaceus CBS 621.78, 404 nucleotides long. RefSeq lists its product as uncharacterized. The transcript has a single exon. The coding region runs from base 128 to 340 and encodes 70 amino acids. The record is from RefSeq and is a predicted model, not a curated record. NCBI's taxonomy places the organism in Eukaryota, Fungi, Ascomycota, Eurotiomycetes, Eurotiales, Aspergillaceae.